GGUGCUGUCAGUUUAAAAAAUCCUUAUAAUUGAUAUAAAUGCUAUUGCAAUUUUUAAAUGCUAUUGCAACUUAUUAAAUGCUAAUUGUUAAUAAAAAUGAAUAAGAAUGAUAUAUUUCCAACGUCGCGAGGUCGUCAGCGAGCGUUCGGAAGAGUCUACAAAACUUAUAGCAGAGGAAUUAGUGCUUCAAUUACCUGCUUUGAUGCCAUGAACAUUUUGUUCGCUAAAAAUCUAACCGAACGGAAGCUUAAGGGUGGAGGAAGAAAGCGAAAACAAAAAAUUCUAAUAAAAGAACUGCCGCAAAACGUAAAAAGUGCCCUUUCUAAUGAGUCAUUGGAUGUUAACAUCGACAAUACCUUCGACAGGCUUGUUAAAGGAGUUAAAUUUAAUGAGGUAAAUGUUAAAGAUACCGCCGGUAAUGUUGAUUCCUCGAGCGGUGAAAAAACAUCCUCUGCAGUUAGAAGUUUAAAUUUUGAUGUGCGUUCCCCAAUUCUCACAAGAUCCAAAUCUAGUCUGAAUAUAGCGAAAUCAAAUAGUUCAAAUGACACAAACUCCUGGUUCAAACAAAAGACUUUAUCGAAAAAUAGAAUAGACAAUAGUUUAGAGAUAGAAAAGGGAUUAACAGGUAUGUCUGUGAUAAAGCAAGUAUCGAUUCAAGAAAUUCCAAUUCAAUUAGCCAAUAGAGACGACACUCGCAUGCUAACAGAAACUGCCAAAGACACCGAAAGUCAUGAAUAUGAAGGAUCUCAAGUUACUCAAAAUGCCUCGUUUUUCUCCAAUUCUUGGAAGGAGAAGAUCCAUGCCAGUACUCCUUUAGUAUCAGUUAAUAAGAAGUAUGUGAUAAAACGGGAUAUUUCACCCACUAUACACAAGUACAAUGAGGUGGAAGAGUUGAUUGCGCAAUCUCUUCAAGAAAUAGAAGACUGGAAUUGUUCCUAUCCAACUCCUCAAGUGAGAAGUGCCAAUUUAGUUAGGUCUUAUAGCCUAAACAGUUUUUCGAGCUUAGCAUUUAAAGCGCACGAUAAGCAGCAUACUAGCAAUGAUGGUUUAGGCAGUCGAUGCAAUUUUGCAAGCCGAUCAUUAAGAAAGUUUGGCACCAAGUUAGAUGAUAGUGUACCAAACAGUAAACUGUUUAACAGUCGGAGUUAUUCUUUAAACGAAUUUGAAAAUUUCGAAAAAAAAAUAACCCAAACCAACGCCACAAAUGAUACAUAUCCAGUAACCGAGCAAACUAGGUCGUUUUGUUUGAAAAAGUUUGAGGAGUUUCAAGAGAAAUACAAAGACCUACCAAAUUUUCAAUAUGGGGGCGAGUCUAAUGAGUUCUCUAGGAAUACCUGCGUGACAAGGAGGAGAUCGUUCAGAAAGAGGCAACUUCUUUCUGUGAAUGAAAAGUUUAACAUGAAAAAUUUGAUAGUUGUUAUGGACGACAUUUUACUUACAAACAAAACGGCUGAUUUAAAAAAAAAAAGUAAAAUCAAAAAUGGAACUCAACAGUUAAAACCGCUAGUUGUGAAAUUGGUCCAAAUGUCUUUGAAUGACUUAGGAAAAUGCACCUCUCCCAAGGGAUCCUUGACCGAUUUACAAAGUGAAAAAUGGAACCCUCAAGCUAGAGAAGUUUCAGUAAAUUUAACAAAGUCGUCAACUGAUGAAAUUAAUGAAUGUGAAGGGAGAUUUUCUCAAAGGGGGGAAGAAGAAAAAUCUGAUUGUCCUGACCCUAGCCGAUCGACACGCAACAAGCGGUCUAGCGCGAAAAUCGACCCCAAUUGUACCACCCCAUCAAGGAACAGUUCGCGUUCCUCUUCGGUUGGUCGCAAAGAAUUGGUAGUGAGUUUGAUAAACCACAGAACAAAUUGUUCGAAUCUCGACUGCGGGUCGUGUUUUAACGAUUCCUUCGACAGCAGUUCCGAAUUCGAGGGCUUCCCCGGCGCAUCCACCACAUCAGACAAAUCGAGGCGCGAUUUCGUCAAAAGUGUAUUCGUCGAUCUAGCGACCAAUCGCGAUUUUCUGGGCGCCGACACUUUGCAGACGGACAUUGUAAAUUUUAACGCGGAGGUUUUACGAAGCGCGCAAGCCCCGCCCACAAUGAAUUGGAACCCGGGGAUAUUUUUUGACUCGACCAAUUCGCUCUCGGAGGGAUUGAAACUUUCAGACAACGAAUUUAACAAGUACCGGAAAAGUACCUCCAUGACUGACAUAUCGAAAUCUUUCGACCAGCGCAAAGUAAAGUCCACAUGGGAGCCCUUAUACAAAUCCAAGUUCGAAAAUAGUGCGAGUAUGUACUCCAACGACAAAAAAUUAGCUUUAAGUGUAACGGAGAAUGAGGGCGACCAGAAAACGGUGACUGCCAGAGACAGAAAAACUGAGCUGGAUAUAACUGAAGAAAGCGACAAGGAAAAUCAGUGCCCCAAGGGGAUGGCUAAAGGUGUAGGUUGGCCGAAUUCUUCGAGGACGCCACUGAAAACUCCGCUGUCCGAAUCUUGCAACGUUACCAACUUGACGGACGUUUUCAAACACUCGGAACUCGAGGACGAUUUCAAGUUGCCGUUGCCGCUGGACUCUUUCAGCUUUGUAACCUUGAGAGCGGGAAAACUAUGGCGAAAGUCCCUGCGAGAUCAUCGGAGGUAUAGCGUGUUGAAUUCUAAAAGCCCCGCCCCCGUUUCGCAGAGGCGGCAAUCGAUGAGAAUAGUGCCGGUGGUGAGCAACGUAACCAGCAGGAAAACCUCGAUCCUGCAGGACUACGCCAAAACCAUUUUGACUGAAGAUUCGGAAGUUGACGCUAGCGUGAGACCGCAAUCCCCCCUAAUAAUUACCGCAAUAACUGCCAAGGAUUUAGUGUUGCAAAAAUGCCGGCAAAGCGAACCAAUGCCGUUUGAAAAAUGCUACCCGGAAAGCUUGCUGCGCGAUUGUAGAAAAAUAGGCGAGGGCGCAUACGGCGAAGUGUUCUUGUACCGAAACCCGGACGGAUCGUCGACGGUAAUGAAAGUGAUACCGAUAGAGGGAGCCACGGAGAUCAAUGGCGACCGACAGAAGAAAUUCGACGAGAUUCUAUCGGAAAUCGUAAUCUCAUCCGAGUUGUCGGGGCUACGUCAGGGCGUGGUCAAUCAGAGUUCGGCGUUUGCCGAAGUGAAACGGAUAUGCUGCGUGUACGGCAAGUACCCGGAACGUUUGCUCGCCUUGUGGGACGAGUUCGACGUGGAGAAAGGUUCGGAGAACGAUCGGCCCGAAAUGUUCGACGAAAGUCAGCUGUACAUCGUUCUCGAUUUGGCGAACGCAGGCGCAGACCUUGAAGCGUUCCAGUUCAACAACGCGGCGCAGGCGCUGUCGAUGGUCCGACAGGUGGCGUGCGCUUUGGCCGUCGCCGAGCAACGGUUAAAAUUCGAACAUCGCGACUUGCACUGGGGCAAUGUGCUGCUAGAGGGCGUCAGCAGGAACACGAAACUGUCCUACAAGCUGAAAGACAAGCGGAACGAGAUUCAGACGAGAGGUGUCCGCGCCACCAUCAUCGAUUUCACGCUCUCAAGGAUCGAACACGACGGCGUGGUGAUAUAUAACGAUUUGGGGCAGGACCCGGAGCUCUUCGUCGCCCAAGGUGAUUACCAGUUCGAAGUUUACAGACUGAUGCGGAGGCGGAACGGCAAUGACUGGGAAAAGUUCGAGCCGUAUUCCAACACGCUGUGGCUCCAUUACAUCGUCGAUAAAUCGAUCACUGCCUUAAGGUACAAAAACGUCAACACGAAAGUACAUAAGGAUAACAUUGACAAGUUAAAAGAGAUACGCGACACGAUAUUGGAUUACGAUUGCGCAACAAAUUUUAUAGAGUCGUUGUUUUAAUUUUUGCAUUUCAUAUGUAUUUUUAAAAUUUU
Molecule: messenger RNA, 3863 nt
Organism: Cylas formicarius (sweet potato weevil)
Lineage: Eukaryota; Metazoa; Arthropoda; Insecta; Coleoptera; Brentidae
Product: serine/threonine-protein kinase haspin homolog
Exons: 8
Coding region: 97-3831 (1244 amino acids)
Biological process (GO): protein phosphorylation; mitotic cell cycle; intracellular signal transduction
Cellular component (GO): cytoplasm; nucleus
Molecular function (GO): histone H3T3 kinase activity; ATP binding
Source: RefSeq, a predicted model, not a curated record